This is a messenger RNA of Calypte anna (Anna's hummingbird), 975 nucleotides long. RefSeq names its product retinol dehydrogenase 16. Lineage: Eukaryota; Metazoa; Chordata; Aves; Apodiformes; Trochilidae. Bases 1 to 966 code for a protein of 321 amino acids. Gene Ontology annotation, molecular function: oxidoreductase activity. The transcript is spliced from 4 exons. The record is from RefSeq and is a predicted model, not a curated record.
AUGUGGCUGUACGCAGCGUUGAUGCUGGUGGUUCUGUACCUGCUGUGGCACUGGAGAUGGAAGAGGGAGACGGUGCCGAGGCUCUCGGAGAAGUUCGUGCUGAUCACGGGCUGCGACAGCGGCUUCGGGAACCUCCUGGCCCGGCAGCUGGACAAGCGUGGGGUGAGGGUGCUGGCUGCUUGCCUGACCCAGCUGGGGGCCACACGGCUGCAGGAGGUCACCUCCCCACGGCUGCAGACUGUCCUGCUGGAUGUCACCUCCAGCGAGAGCAUCGCCUCCGCCACCGCCUGGGUCAAGGAGCGUGUUGGCAACCAAGGGCUCUGGGGUCUGGUGAACAACGCAGGGGUUUGCAUGCCCGCUGCCCCCAAUGAGUGGCUGACCAAGGAGGACUUCCUCAAGGUGCUGAAUGUCAACCUGCUCGGUCUCAUUGAUGUGACCCUGAACUUCCUGCCACUGGUGCGGCAGGCGCAGGGCCGGGUGGUCAACGUGGCCAGCGUGAUGGGCCGGGUGGCCUUCUUCAGCGGGGGGUACUGCAUCUCCAAAUUUGGUGUGGAGGCCUUCUCUGACACCCUCAGGCGUGAGAUGCGUCCCUUUGGGGUGACCGUCUCCAUCAUCGAACCCGGGGGCUUCCGGACGAACUUUUUACAACCAGCGGAGGUGCUGAAGGUCUUGGAGAGCAUCUGGGAACGGCUCCCACCAGAGACCCAGGCAGCCUACGGCCACCACUACCUGGAGAAAUAUGCCAAGAGCGGGGUCCUGCUGCACCACCUGAGCAGCUUCUGCCUGUCCCAUGUCACCAAAGCCAUGUCACACGCGCUGCUCUCCCGGCAUCCCCGCACCCGAUACCCGGCUGGCUGGGAUGCCCGUCCCGUCCUCUUCUUCAGCCACUUUCCAUCAUGGGUGAUGGACACUGCCAUCAGCUUCUUCCUGCCCACCCCGGCCAGGGGGACACCGCCACGCUCCUGAGCAGAGCCC